This is a messenger RNA of Vicia villosa (hairy vetch), 2222 nucleotides long. RefSeq lists its product as uncharacterized. Gene Ontology annotation, molecular function: catalytic activity. The transcript has 14 exons. The coding region runs from base 241 to 2127 and encodes 628 amino acids. Lineage: Eukaryota; Viridiplantae; Streptophyta; Magnoliopsida; Fabales; Fabaceae. The record is from RefSeq and is a predicted model, not a curated record.
AAAAUGGACAAAUUAUAUGUAAUAGAAUAGCAUGCGGAAGGAAGAAAACAAGGGAGAACAAGGAAGUAAACAAAUACAACGCGGUCGGGACUUCGGAACGCGACAACGCCCACGCGCAUUGCUCCGCAACAACGCCACAGGCACGCUGUCGAAACUCCCUCUCUUCCUGUCACAGUUCCUCUCCGCCAUCGACUUUAUAAAUUUUCUGGCUCCGCCACUGGGUACCGAUACCCAAUUUGGAUGCAUGGGUACCAAAGAAUUUGCCUUAAAAUGAAAACAGAAAUUAUACUUUUGUUGAGAAGUGCACCGAUGAAAAAGUGGUUCAAUUUUGCACAAGAGAACACCAUGCCGAAGAACAAAUGUCCUAUAAUUUGCUACUUUCUACUACUCGUCUUCGCUGUUCCGAUUGUCGCUUUUCCCUCUCCACUUCCAUCUCCCAACAGAAACCAAACAAACAUGGGAAGUAUGAACCAAACUCAAUCUUCGGAGAAGAAAUGUGGUGUUUCAUGCCUAAGUUUAUUUGAUGCAAACUUCUUCAAGGAUAAUCAGAUUGAGGAGAUUGCUAACGGUGUAUAUGAGUUCAAUAUUCCAAUUAUUAAAGCCAAUAGAAAGCUUGUAGCUUCUAACAAUGGAGGGCUGCAAUAUCAUUCACCUUUACUUUUCAAUGCUGAUUGGGACCAUCAAUCACAAUCUCGCCAUGCAACCAAAAGGUUCAGAUAUCCUUCCAUUUCAACGAUACAGAAACCUGAAUCUGAAGAAGAUAUUGUAUUUCUAAGUGUUCUUGAAUUAGGUGAACUCAUCAAAACAAAACAAAUUAGUUCCCUGGAGCUUACACAAAUAUUCUUGCGGAGAUUGAAAAAGUACGGUCCUAUUCUUGAAUCGGUAGUGACUUAUACCGAAGAACUGGCAAACAAACAAGCCAAAGAAGCUGAUGAGUUGCUUAGCCAAGGAGUUUAUCUAGGGCCUCUUCAUGGGAUUCCUUAUGGAUUAAAGGACAUAAUAUCCGUGCCCGGAUACAAAACAACAUGGGGAUCAAAGUCAUUUAAAAAUCAAGUUAUUGACAUAGAAGCUUGGGUCUAUAAAAGAUUGAGAUCUGCGGGAGGUGUUCUUGUUGCAAAGCUUGUUUCUGGAUCUUUGGCUUAUGAUGAUAUCUGGUUUGGGGGUCGAACCAGGAAUCCAUGGAAUAUUGAGGAAUUUUCUACGGGUUCCUCAGCUGGACCUGCAGCAAGCACCUCAGCAGGUAUGGUUCCAUUUGCAAUUGGUUCGGAAACAGCUGGAUCCAUAACUUUCCCCGCAGCUCGAUGUGGUGUUACUGCAUUGCGCCCAACUUUUGGUACUGUUGGUCGAACUGGUGUAAUGAGCAUAUCAGAAAGCCUGGAUAAGCUUGGACCUUUCUGUAGAUCUGCAAUUGAUUGUGCUGUUGUUUUGGAUAUUAUCCGGGGAAGAGAUCCUGGAGAUCCCUCGUCAAAAGAUAGUUCCAUUGAUGAUCCGUUCCUGGUUGACAUUACUAAGUUGACUGUUGGAUAUCUUGAAGAUGCUGAGAUGGAGGUUGUUCGUGUUCUUGAGUCAAAGGGUGUCAAGAUGGUUCCUUUCAAACUGAAUUACACAGUUGAUUCUGCUCAAGGUAUAUUAAACUUCACAAUGGAUGUUGAUAUGCUGGCUCACUUUGAUCAGUGGCAGCGCUCGGGGCAAGAUAAUGUGUAUGAAGCCCAAGAUCAGUGGCCCACUGAACUACGUCGUGCACGCUUAAUUCCAGCAGUGGACUAUAUACAGGCACAAAGAGCACGGGGAAGGCUAAUCGAAGAAAUAAGAGAGUUGUUUACGGUUGAUGCUUUCAUUGGUAAUGCAACUGAUUGGGAGAAAGUAUGCAUAGGCAACCUUGUUGGUUUACCAGUCAUAAUAGUGCCAACAGGAUUUAAAAAUAUCUCUGAUCUGCCAUCUGGCGGAAGCAGAAGAAGAACGACCAUCACCACCGGCAUUUAUGCUCCCCCUAACCGUGAUCACAUUGCUCUGGCGUUGGCAAUGGCUUAUCAAAAAGUCACUGAUCACCACAAACAGCGCCCACCGAUUAAUAAUCUUGGUCCCAAUGAUAAGAUACCUGAUGCAUAUAAAGUUGCUUACUUGUAAAAAUCUGCUACCAGUGACUGCUAAAAGCAUUAGUAAUACGUUGUGUAUGCAUGUGCAUGGAUAAUCCUUUUAGAAACAAUUUUUCUUAUUGUGCA